ACUUAUUUUUAUCAAUGCGGCAAUCUUUAUUUAUUUUUCUAAAUAAACGGAAAACGAAAACUGAAGACUGAAGAAAAUGGGAGUAGUAGUGAUCGAUGGAUCAACGGUACGAUCUUUUGUAGACGACGAAGAGCAAUUUAAAAAAAGCGUCGACGAGAGGUUCACGGCUCUGGAUCUGAACAAAGACGGCGUUUUAUCGCGAUCAGAGCUACGAAAGGCGUUUGAAUCGAUGAGGCUGCUUGAAUCACACUUUGGCGUCGAUGUGGUGACUCCUCCGGAUGAGCUUACGAAGCUCUACGACUCGAUCUUCGAGAAAUUUGAUACGGACCAGAGCGGUUCUGUGGAUCUGGAGGAGUUUAGAUCGGAGAUGAAGAAGAUCGUGCUUGCGAUUGCUGAUGGGCUUGGGUCUUGUCCGAUUACGAUGGUGUUAGAUGAUGAUGAGAAUAAUUUUCUGAAAAAAGCUGCGGAUUUGGAAGCUUCCAAGCUUGAGAAAGCUUCUUCGUGAUGGUGAUGGAUGCUUUUGGGAUCUUUUUAAUUGUCUUUGUUUUGUGGUUGUUCAUGUAAGCGAGGAUAUGAAUAAAUAAAACUUUGUGAAUUUUAGUGCUUUAA
Messenger RNA from Arabidopsis lyrata subsp. lyrata, 609 nucleotides. RefSeq lists its product as uncharacterized. Bases 77 to 505 code for a protein of 142 amino acids. The record is from RefSeq and is a predicted model, not a curated record. The transcript has a single exon. Lineage: Eukaryota; Viridiplantae; Streptophyta; Magnoliopsida; Brassicales; Brassicaceae. Gene Ontology annotation, molecular function: calcium ion binding.